GGUGCUGGGUUUCUUGCGGCUAAUGUAUGUUGUGGAAGGCCAUGCAUUAGGUGGCUGUAUUCUAAGGAGAGUCUGCUUCACUAGUCACUUCCAUUAAGGGGUGUGAACUAUCUCAAAGAAAGCAAGCUAGUCCACACCUUGUCUUGCAAUUCAGUUAGUCAUGGCAUCGAAGUUGCCUCAAUUGCAAUCCAAGGCCACUCAAGCCUCACAAUUUGUGGCCAAGCAUGGGACUGCAUACUAUAGGCAGCUGUUGGAGCGGAACAAGCAGUACAUCCAGGAUCCACUAACUGUAGAGAAAUGCAACCUGUUGGCCAAACAACUGUUUUACACUCGCCUUGCCAGCAUUCCAGGCCGUUAUGAAUCCUUAUGGAAAGAAGCAUGCCAGGUCAAGAAUCUGUGGAAGAAUAGGCAAGAGCUGAAGAUUGAAGAUGCCGGCAUAGCAGCCUUGUUUGGGCUGGAAUGCUUCGCCUGGUUCUGUGCUGGUGAGAUUGUCGGGAGAGGAUUCACGUUCACAGGCUACUAUGUCUGAGAGCCCAACCACCUGAAGGAAAAGCUGCUCUCAGCCAGCAUUUGCCAAGUUUCUCAUUGUAUGGGUGAUUUGAGUUGCUGACCUUCUCUACAUGCAAAAUUCUGUUUCUGGGAGAAAAUUUUGAAGCUGUUGAUUCAGCAGGACAAUCACAAACCUCAAUAACCACCGAUUCCGUGUUGCUUUUUUAAUUCUUUCCAUGUUCCAUGAAGUGACUCCUGAUUUGUUAUACUUGCGUUCUUCCUAUUGCUGCUUAUAUGAUACAAGUGCCGCUACUUAGUGAAUA
Molecule: messenger RNA, 812 nt
Organism: Magnolia sinica
Lineage: Eukaryota; Viridiplantae; Streptophyta; Magnoliopsida; Magnoliales; Magnoliaceae
Exons: 3
Coding region: 161-529 (122 amino acids)
Biological process (GO): proton motive force-driven ATP synthesis
Molecular function (GO): proton transmembrane transporter activity
Source: RefSeq, a predicted model, not a curated record